Messenger RNA from Volvox carteri f. nagariensis, 1782 nucleotides. RefSeq lists its product as uncharacterized. Gene Ontology annotation, molecular function: heme binding; monooxygenase activity; iron ion binding. The transcript has 12 exons. Bases 1 to 1782 code for a protein of 593 amino acids. NCBI's taxonomy places the organism in Eukaryota, Viridiplantae, Chlorophyta, Chlorophyceae, Chlamydomonadales, Volvocaceae. The record is from RefSeq and is a predicted model, not a curated record.
AUGUCGUACCGCGCAGGUCCGCUUGGGUGGCCUUUCGUGGGUAAUCUGCCGCAAAUCGUUGCCAUGGACGUAACCAAGUACCUAUCGUACACGGCCAAAAAGUACGGACCCAUCUGCAAGAUCUGGUUCGGCACCAGGCCCUGGCUCCUCAUCAGCGAUCCGGUGCUCGCACGUGGGGAGACUUGGCGACGGGGACGCCGCGCCUUCGAGGCGUCCAUCAUCCACCCGGCCCGCCUGAACGCCCACCUGCCUGCCGUACGUCGCUGCCUGGCCCGGUUUAUCCCCUCCCUGGAGCGAUACGCUUCCUCGGGUCAGCCCCUCAACGCGCUCAGUGCCCUGGGUGACCUCAUGCUCGCCAUCACGGGGGAGCUGGCGUACGGAGUCGACUUUGAGGUGGACUUCAACUUGCUGGAGACAAAGGCGGCCUUCCAACCCGACAAGGAGCAGGGCCGGCCGCAGCAGAGUCAGCACCAGGCCGCCUACUACCGCAAGCAAGGCCCGCCGAGUGGGGGCGCGGGUGCGGGUGCGGGUGCGGGUGCGCGCAUGGCGUACUUCUGCCGGGACGUGUUUCGGACCUUUCGGCUUCAGGACGCCUCCAUCUACCUACCACUGCAGGGUUCGACACCCCGUACGGGGCCCCUCGUCUUCCCUUCUAUGGCCCCCGCCAUCCGCCUCCUAGCGGACGCCCUCCCUGACGCCAACCAGCGCCGCUCCAUGGGGGCCAGAUCCGCCAUGGCCGUCGUCAGCCGACAGCUCAUUGCUCAGUGGGCGAGGGCCAGAGCCGACGGCGGCGGCAGCGGAGGUGCAGGCAGCGGCGGCGGCGGGGAGGAUGACUCCGCCAGGGCGGUGGCGGUGGCGCCAGAUUGCGGCCGCGGCGGCGAUUUUCGAGAGGUUGACGGUGGCAUCAGCGGCUCGAGCUUCCUGGCAGCGAUGCUUGAGGGCCGGCGGCGGCGCGGAGGCGGUGUGGGGGUGGCUGAGCAGGGGCAGGGGCAGGGGCAACAGCAGCAACAGCAACAGCAGCAGCAGCAGCCGAACUAUGUGGAGCUCACGGACGAUGAGGUGAUCGCGCAGAGCCUGACCUUCAUUCUGGCGUCCUACGAAACCAGCAGUACAACCACCGCCCUGGCGCUCCUGCUGUUGGCCGCCCACCCAGGAGCUCAGAGGCGACUCGCGGAAGAGGUGGACGCCGUACAGGGCGGGGAGCUGACGGCGGCGGUGCUGGCCGAGUUGCCGUACACGGAGGCCGUACUGAAGGAGACCAUGCGGCUGUACCCUGCUCUCCCGAUGAUGCACCGACAUGCACGCAACGACAUCAGGCUGGAAGACGGCAGAGUGGCACCCAAAGGCACCUUCCUCGCACUCUGCUCGUACAACAUGCACCAUGAUGCCGACCUUUGGCCGCAACCGGAGCUCUUUCUUCCGGAGAGGUUUCUAAGGCCGGAGGUCGAGCCCGGGGGCGGCGGCGGGGGCGGUAAUGGAGGCGGGGGCGGUGAUGGAGGCGGUGGCGGCGGCGGCGAUGGCGGUAACCCGCUGGGCCGUGCACACCCCUCGCCGCCGUGGUUCGGAUUCGGAUUGGGUCCCCGCAUGUGCGUGGGACACAAGCUAGCGACGAUGGUUGCCAAGGCCACGUUGGUGUCGCUGCUGCGGCGCUUCAGCUUCAGCCUGGCUCCCCAUCAGCACCUGCCCCCGGCUAUGGCCACGGGCCUCACCUACGGGCCGCGAGACGGGGCCGUCUGGCUGCAGCUGCACAGCCGCAACACAGCGCCCAUAGUCGCCGUCUGA